Messenger RNA from Mesoplodon densirostris (Blainville's beaked whale), 981 nucleotides. RefSeq names its product homeobox D1 (gene HOXD1). Gene Ontology annotation, cellular component: nucleus. Lineage: Eukaryota; Metazoa; Chordata; Mammalia; Artiodactyla; Ziphiidae. The transcript has 2 exons. The record is from RefSeq and is a predicted model, not a curated record. Bases 1 to 981 code for a protein of 326 amino acids. Gene Ontology annotation, molecular function: DNA-binding transcription factor activity, RNA polymerase II-specific; RNA polymerase II cis-regulatory region sequence-specific DNA binding. Gene Ontology annotation, biological process: regulation of transcription by RNA polymerase II.
AUGAGUUCCUACCUGGACUACGUGUCGUGCGGCAGAGGCAGGGGCGGCGGCGACGUGCUGAGCUUUGCGCCCAAGUUCUGCCGCGCCGACGCUCGGCCAGUGGUCCUGCAGCCCGCCUUCCCCAUAGGCAGAGGCGACGGCGCCUUCGUGAGCUGCCUGCCCCUGGCCGCGGCCCGAGCGGCGCCCUCGCCCCCGGCCGCUCCGGCGCAGCCUCCCGCGCCGCCCCCGGCCGCGCCCGCGUACGCGCCGUGCCCCCUGGAGGGGACCUACGAGCCGGGCACGGCACCUGACGCGGCUGGGGGCGCGGACUACGGUCUCCCGGGGCCCGGGCCCCCGUACGACUUCCCGUGCGCGCUCGGGCGGCCGGCCGACGACGGCGGGGCGCACGUCCACUACGCCACCUCGGCCGUCUUCUCGGGCGGCGGCUCCUUCCUCCUCAGCAGCCAGGUGGACUACGCGGCCUUCGGCGAGCCCGCCCCCUUCCCGGCGUGUCUCAAAGAGCCAGCCGACGGCCACUCCGGGGCCUUCCAGACCGCGUCCGCCGCCCCCGGCGUCUACCCCAAGUCUGCGUCCCCUUCCUCCGGCCUCCCCGCCGCCUUCAGCACGUUCGAGUGGAUGAAAGUGAAGAGGAACGCCCCGAAAAAAAGCAAAUUUGCCAAGUAUGGAGCCGCCAAGUCGUCCAGCGCGAUCCGCACGAAUUUCAGCACUAAGCAACUAACAGAACUAGAGAAGGAGUUUCAUUUCAAUAAGUACUUAACUCGGGCCCGACGAAUCGAGAUAGCCAACUCACUGCAGCUGAAUGACACACAAGUCAAAAUCUGGUUCCAGAACCGCAGGAUGAAACAGAAGAAAAGGGAACGAGAAGGGCUUCUGUCCCUGGCCACCACCGUGACUUCCCUCCAACUUCCCCUCUCAGGAACGAGCCCCACCAAGUCUGGCAAGAACCUGGGGAGCCCUUCUCAGGCCCAAGAACCUUCAUGA